AUGCCACCUGGACCCUUUCCAUAUCCUUUCAUUGGCAACGCUCCUCAAAUGAUGUGUGACCCUGUGAAUCCUUUCGCCAAGCUGGCCGAAAAAUUUGGAGAUAUAUAUAUAUACUUACAUUUCCAAGUGGGGACGCUAUUGUUUUAAAUUCCGUUUCAUUUAUACGCGAUGCACGACUUGGGAGGAAGGAUGAUCUUUCAGGGAAAAAACGGGAGUCGGUUUAUCCACAGAAUUUGAUAUUUAGUGAAAGGGGAUUUAUUGCAGCCGAUUUUUCACCAGCUUAUUUAUUUCGCAAGCGAGUAUUUGUAUCUGCAUUACAUAUUUUUGGCAGCGGUAUAGAGCAUGCUUCGAAGCAAGCUAGAAAAGCUGUUGAUCUUGCGAUAGAAGAAAUUGACUCGAAGCAAGGUCUUCCUAUCUCUCCAAAGAAUCUUUUCGCGACCUCGAUAUCGGCACAGCUUUGGGUUUGGCUAACCUCCAGUGAAGUAUCAUUAAAUGAUCAAGUUAUCAAAGAUAUCAUUAAAUUGGGAGAUAUAAUGGGACAGACAGCUCUCUUUGCUACUUUGUAUCAAUUGCUUCCAAUGUUAGUAUAUCUACCAACACGAUUCAGCCGACGUUUAAAGCGAGCUCAGCAGCUAAAGAAACGAAUUUGCCCUCCGGAAUUCAAAGCACACAAGAAAACCUUCAUGCCCGGUGUUAUCCGCGAUAUAACUGACAGUCUUAUCAGUGCCUACGAAAAAGAAAUUGCCAAAGAAACAUCAAAAGACAUUGGAUCAAUUGAAGAUAUUCCUGGUAUAGUGUUAGAUAUCAUCCUUGCUGGGUCUGAGACAACUUCGUCGUCAAUGAGUUGGUUUAUGUUGUAUAUGAUUUUAAAUCCAGAUAUGCAAGAAAUAAUCCAGAAGGAGAUUGAUUUGGCAGUUGGAGGAGAUCGCACUCCAUGCUGGAAUGACGCAAAGAACAUGCCGUAUCUGCAAGCUGCUCUCUGUGAAGUUCAAAGAGCAGUGACUUUGGUUGUUUUAGCUCCAACUAGCACUCGUCGGGAUAUAACGAUAGCCGGUUACCAUAUUCCGAAAGGAACCGCCGUUCUUGCCAAUCUUAAUAAAGCACAUCACGACGAGAGAGAAUGGCCUGAACCAGAGAAAUUUAAACCAGAAAGAUUUCUCGAUUCCGAUGGAAAAUUUGUCGGUUGGAGUAAAAUUCAACAUUUUAUCCCAUUUGGGCUUGGUCGUAGAGAAUGUGCCGGACAGUCAUUAGCAAAGAUCUUGAUGGUUACAUUUGCUGCAAGCUUGUUGCAUCGAUACAAGUUUGAAUUGCCAGAAGGAGCAGAAAUUCCAACAACAGAAGUUACCGAACCGCAUUUGGUCAUGCGCCCACAGGAUUUUGAAGUGGUUGCUAAGGAAAGAUGUGAUAUGACAAUGUAAUGCCUAAAUUUAUAAUACUUACUGGUUCGGACAGUCCGCAAGUAUACUGACAUACUUAAUUUGCUUGUGAUUUAUACUUGUUAUGCAUUUAAUUUGUUACUUGAUUCAAUUUGAUUAUUCUCAACAAUAUUUGCACGUG
Paramuricea clavata is the source of this 1557-nucleotide messenger RNA. The record is from the annotation of a GenBank genome assembly. Lineage: Eukaryota; Metazoa; Cnidaria; Anthozoa; Malacalcyonacea; Plexauridae.